CGCAUGUCCGGGUGUACAGCAUAUAUAUCUAAUGUUUAUAUAUAGCAUACGUCCAGUCUACCUGUUGGGUAUAAAAGAAUUGUUUGUAAACAGACUGACAUUCAUCAUGAGCAAACGAACGAUGGGAACCAAGAGAAAAGCAGCCAUGGAGGCGGCCACCAAGGCCAAGAGAGCCCGGGGGGAGACGGACCUGAGUGACGGCUUGAGGUGGUCCCAUCACGGGGAGGUCAGUAAGGGGGUGUGUCCACUGAUGGCCCUGACCUCGCCAUCUCUCCCGGGCUCAGAGAAGGUGGUAGGGUUUGAUAUCGACUUCACGGUGAUCAAAACAGCCAGCGGCAAAAAAUUUGCACAAGGGCCCAGUGACUGGGAGUGGUGGGACGACUGUGUCCCCCAGAAGCUGAGGGACCUGAACACCCAGGGCUACCGGGUGGUCUUCUUCACAAACCAGGCAGGCAUAGAGAAGCUCAAAACCAAGGCUGAGGACAUCACCAAGAAGGUGGAAGACAUGAUAGCGGAGCUUGGGAUUCCAGUGCUGUGUUUUGUUUGCACUGGGAGCAACCACUAUAGAAAACCAAGUACGAACAUGUGGGACUUCUUUGUAAAAAAUGCAAAUGGAAGAGUGAAGGUUGACCUAAAGAAGUGUAAAUAUGUGGGGGAUGCAGCUGGUCGAGCCAAGAAUUGGGCCCCGGACAAACCAAAGGACUUCUCCUGUAGUGACCGCAUGUUUGCCGCCAAUAUUGGAAUAGAUUUUGCCACACCGGAGGAGUUUUUUCUGGGAGAGAAACCAGCCCCAUUUAGUUGGGGGUCUCCAGACCCACUCAAAUAUAUGAAAACCCCAAAACCACUCCCAGGGAGCAAGGAUUUUAUAUCAAAGAAUCAAGAAUUAGUAAUAAUGGUCGGUUGUCCAGCAUCAGGGAAGAGCACAUUCAGAAAGACGUAUUUUGAACCUCAUGGGUACAUUGCAGUGAACAGGGACACCUUAGGAACUGCGGAAAAGUGCUUAAAGGUCUGCAAGGAACAACUUUCAAAUGGAAAAAGCGUGGUGGUUGACAACACAAAUCCAAAAGUAGAAGCCAGAAAAUCCUUCAUUCAGUUAGCACAGAAACAAGGAAUUCCAUGUCGAUGUUUUGUUAUGAAUACACCACUUGAACUUGCCAAGCAUAUGAAUUAUGUCCGUCAAAAUCAGACCGAUGGAGAAGUGAGGAGAAUUCCUGAAGUGGGCUACAAUGUCUACAAGAAAGGAUACAGUGAGCCCACAAAGGGGGAGGGCUUCAGUGAAAUAGUUCAAAUUGACUUCAUUCCAUCGUUUAACUCUAAGAGAGAUGAGGCUUUGUUUAAACAGUGGACCAGCUCCGAGCGAUGAUGAAACAUAUUACAUUCUCUUUGUUAAAUUAGAAAAAAAGGUGUUCUGUAGAAUAUAAGGUACUAAAAGCACAACAUUUUUAAUAUGUAUAAAUGUAUUAUACUACAUGUAUAUAUACAUUCAAGGGUCAAGAUAUUUUGUUUUAUUGUUGUUUUGUGUAACCUUAGACCUUGAUUUUGUCAUUAGUUCGCUAGGUGCAAGCCCAAGCAAGUACUUGCCAAAUUCCCUAUCCCUCUAACCGAUCAGUGAACAUUUUACUUUUACCUGAUUAAUUAUUUUAACUCCAAGUCUAGGGACAUGUACUAUGUUCCUCUACAUAUUUAGUGCCUUUUUGAUGUUCUUUGUUGUUAGUAUCGAUUUUCAAUUUGUAUUCUAUCCAGAUGAAAUUGAAUACGGUGUUUUUGAUGAUAAACAUCUAUUAUAGCUACAUGCAUGUUUUUUUUUUGUCCUGUUUGACUUAAAGAAAUUGCCCCAUAACUUACCUUUCAGUUACAUGUUCAUAUAUAUACAUGUAUAUAUAUUCAUUGUAUAUUUCAUCAACAGUGUUGUUUCAUUAAUUCAUCAAAAAGUUGUAUUUUUUACAAUUCAUGUUGUUAUAAACAUGUUAAAAGAUUUAUUAUUUUUAAAUUUAAUUCAUGCUUAUUUUACACGUUGUAAUUUAGUUUUGAUAUAUCAACAUACAUGUACUUACAGUCGUUACCGACCUUAUUUUAUGC
Magallana angulata is the source of this 2079-nucleotide messenger RNA. RefSeq lists its product as uncharacterized. The transcript has 8 exons. Gene Ontology annotation, biological process: DNA repair. The coding region runs from base 32 to 1363 and encodes 443 amino acids. Gene Ontology annotation, molecular function: double-stranded DNA binding; ATP-dependent polydeoxyribonucleotide 5'-hydroxyl-kinase activity; polynucleotide 3'-phosphatase activity. NCBI's taxonomy places the organism in Eukaryota, Metazoa, Mollusca, Bivalvia, Ostreida, Ostreidae. The record is from RefSeq and is a predicted model, not a curated record. Gene Ontology annotation, cellular component: nucleus.